CAGUGGUGGUAGGACGUCACUGCGGGCACCGGUGGACAGCAGGAGGCCUGUUCGGGUGCAGUCGGUGUGCUUGGAGUUCCGGAGGGAGUCCCGCUGGGUCCGCAGAGACGCCCGGCUAUAGCUGCGGGGUGGCGUCGACUGGCUCCCGCACAGCCUGGCUCCCUGGCGGCCGACGAUGAGUUUGACCCCUUCGAGGGGAUGCCUCCUGGACCUGCCCUGGGAGGACAUCUUGGUCCCACAUAUUCUCUGUCAUCUGCCGCUGCAGCAGCUCCUGGGCCUGCAGAGGGUCAGCAAGGCGUUCCAGGCUCUUGUCCAGCUGUACCUGGCCAACAUGCGAUGCUUUGACUCCAGCCAGAUUGGCUCGGCCGUCCCUAGAGAUGCUUUCCUCAACCUGCUGAAGGACAACAAAGUGCUGCAGCAGCUGGCGCUCCAGAACUGCUCUGACUGGCUGACGGAUGGGGAGCUGCUCCCAGUCAUCAUGCAGAACCACCACCUGCACCACAUUCAGCUGAAGGGCUGUGCCCAGCUCAGCUGCCACGCACUGAUGGUCAUCUCGCUGAACUGCCCCAACCUGCGGCGGCUCUCCCUGGCUCACUGUGAGUGGGUGGACAGCCUGUCCUUGCGCAGCCUGGCCGACCACUGCAAGGCGCUGGAAGCUGUGGAUCUGACGGCCUGCCGGCAGCUGAAGGAUGAGGCCAUCUGCUACCUGGUGCAGAAGUGCAGCAGGCUCAAGUCUCUCUCUCUAGCUGUCAAUGCCAACGUAGGCGAUGUGGCAGUAGAGGAGACUGCCAAGUGCUGUCCUGAGCUGGAACACCUGGACCUCACGGGGUGUCUGCGAGUCAAGAAUGACUCUAUAAGGGUUCUGGCUGAGUACUGUCCCAAGCUGCGCUCGCUGAAGGUGAAGCAUUGCCACAAUGUGGCUGAGUCCAGCCUGAGCGUUCUCCGAAACCGUGGAGUGGAGCUGGAUGUGGAGCCUCUGCCGCAGACGGCUCUUGUUCUCCUGCAGGACAUGGCUGGCUUUGCCCCUUUCAUUAACCUCCAGAUCUAGAACUGCUGCUGCUAUUGGGGGGGGAGGGGGAGGGGGCAACAUGUCACUGAGAUCCCUGGUGGACGCUGGAACUGGUUCCUGCUGAGAUGUGCAGAGGGAGAAGUCGAUCCUGUUGGUGAGGCUGGCCCAAAAGGGGCUCACUCUUCUCUCUGGGGCUAUUUAACAGCCACUGCACAUUUGUGAGUGAGCUCUGUGUGUGCCUCCUGGAGAAGAAACUCCCUCCGAAGCAGAAUGAAGACAGUGAGGAACUUGCAGGAAUACCAUAGUGCUGAACAGACCAGCUAAUACACAGGAUUUAUUAUUUGUCAUAUUUUAAAUUUCAAAGUUGCAGUUCUCCAAAGAGCAGGAGAAUGUUUGAGGACCGUGGACUGUCACCUUCUGAGGAACUUGUGUAGGACACGCCAGCACUGCUGUUGAGAACAAUCCACGCUGGCUGGAGUAGUAAGGAGGAAAACUGGCAGCCCUCAUUCUGGCAGGUGAGCUCUGGGAGGAAGGUAGUAUGAGCCCAGCGUACAUGUGCAGACCUAGCACCCUGCCAUAGGCACUGGGUUAGCACAAGACAGUAGUUGUUUUCUAGGGGAAUAUGCUUCUAACUGCAAUUCCAGUAGAGGAAAAGCACCAAACCUCAUUGUGCUAUUGCUGAGAGCAGUUGGUUCUUGCUAUUUGUUUCUUCCAGAUUAUGAUUUACAUCUCUGUGGUACCCAGACCUGCUCCUACAUCCUGCUCCAUGUUGCACAGCUGUAGGCUUGCUAUAUAAUAGCGGCUAGAAAUGGCAAUUGCCAAAUGGCCUGGCCAUACUGUCAGCUGGAGUUCAUGGAGUGCUGCAGGUCGCGUUGGCAGGGAGAGCCCAGCUCUUGUUUAGAGUCUAGCCUCAUCAUCUGCAUCUAAUAAGUGGUCAAUCAAAGAGUAGCUACUUGUAGUAAGCAAGAUGAAGGUAGUGAUUAGGAGACGACCCUGCUCCUUGAAGAGGGAUCAGAGGCAGGGUCUGUAAAGCAUGUGCAUGCUUCAGAUGAAAUACACACCAACUCACAUCACCUUUAUUAACACUUGCACUCAAAGCAACAGUGCACAGAGAUUUCUAAAAAGCUUGCUGCUAAACCACAAGCUACAUUUUUAGAUCUAAAGUCCCAUGCAAGGAAUAGCAGAGAACGCCCAACAACCAUUAUGGAGUGCCCCAGGGGCAGAAGCGCAGCUACACAAGGAGAGGAGACUUGACCGUAUCAGCUAGGUUAGUUCAGGAAGCUGAAAGCAGUGUCCUGGCUCCUAGGUUAGUUCCAGUUAGUGUUGGGUAGGGGAGUCCCUUCAUCCCCAGUGCUGCAUGUCCAUCCUCCACACCUGGCCAGUGAGGUGGAGGCUGAAGAGCAGGAGGACACGGCUGUCAGUGGAACUUGUACUUCCUGGCUGGUUUGAGGCUGAUGUAAGUUUUCUUCAUCUCCUCACUUUCUGGCUUCUUUAUGUCUUUGUACCUCUCUCCCUUCGUACUCACCACCUGGUUAUCGAUGUAGCGGAUCAGCUUCUUGGGAGCCUGGAAAGACAUAAACAUCACAUAAGGGCGACAAGCGUAAGCUUGUGCUUGGUGAAUAAGGGAAAAGACUAGGUUGGGAUGAGUACCUGUCCUUUAUGUUGGGAGUCUUAGCUAAAAAUGGGAAGAAAGCAGUCUGAGGAGGGGGCAGAGGGGAAAAGCUGGAGGGAGCAGUGCUAGUCAGGAGUGCCAGAUAGUCACAGACCCUGCAGUAGCACCUCUUAGCUGACUAGUUCUCCUUUGAGACUACUGCUGCAAAUUCCCUUGUGUGUUAUGCUGCUAUUUAGAUGUGCAGCCUGCUCUUUAAACCUUGCAGCCAAAGGCAUUCAAACUCCCGGUGAGCUGGAACUGCACUAUUCUCACCUCUUUCGGUGGAGCGGGUCGAUGUGUUUUCUGAUCUUCUGCACUAUCCACCAUCAUAUAUCUGAAACACAAGAUGCAGUAAGUGAACACUGCAACAUGCAUUGCCUAGCGCUAUUCACAGCCUUUAUCUCUAAUUUCCUGUCUGGUUUGGGGCUGUGCAAUGUGUCCUACUUGCGUAGACUGCAGUUAGGAGCACUUAAGAUUCCCUACUGAAUGAAAUAGGUAAGAAGAGUGUCACCCUUCUGAUGAGAAUUCAGGAGAAUUCUCAUGGAAUAGCUGGCCGUAUGAAUGGUAUCAAAACCUUAGGCUGUUGAGAAAGCAGAUAGCUUCCUUAAAACUGAGGGAGGUGCUGAGGUCGGCAUGCUUUGCCAUUAGGACAACUUUGCUCCUUUUCACUUGGUGUGAUGGCAGCCAAAGGAAGAGGCCACAGGGCCAAAUCUCUUCUGCCUGAAGAGAUGGUAUGCCUUUCACACUCCAUGUGCUACUUGACAAGGAGUCGAGUUUGAGCUGGAAGCAGCUUAACAGAAACAUCAUCUCACUCCCUAUUUAAAAGGAACACCAGAGCCCAAGCAUUUGCUUGCUGUACUGCUGAAUUAGCAUUGAGACUUCAGAGCUGGUCUGUAGGUGGACAGCACAGCUGACCACAACUUCUCCCUCAGUACUUAGCAUAGUUGUUCCUGUGUAUUUUCAGCUAUGGCAGUCUGCUCUUUGUACCUGUGCUUGAGUGAUGUUUAAAGUACAGGAUAUUGCCAAAAUGUCAUUAAAGUUCCUAGGAACUUAACUAUCAGCUGGUGUUGGCUUUUUUUAUUUUGUUCCCAUACAUUUUAUUGUGAAGCAAGCCUGCAAUGGAAACAGGCACAGACGGGGAUUGUUAAUUUUAUCUGGAUGGCAUUCUGCUUUGCUUUUGCUUUCCUAUACCAUCAGUUAUUUACAUCCUCAAGGAGUAAAAUGGUGGAAAAUAUGAUUGGAUAGAUGCAUUGAAUUUGUGUGCCCACAGGAGGAUAUUCAUGAAAGCUGAGAUCUUAAAGUGGAUCGAUUAAACCACACUGUGGGUUGUCUAUUGAGAAUUAAAUGUGUUCGGAAAUGAAUAAAGGUAAACCAAUGUAAAGCCACCUUCAUUCCCUAGAAGUCCAUAGGGAGACUUCAGAGAGGUUUCCUUAAAUGCACUGAACUUGCACCUUCAGCAACUAAGAUUUGAUCUCUGUUGCUGUACAGUCUCUUAAAGAUAUCUUUAGACUUAUUUGGACUGUCUCCAAGGCUAGAGGUAUGAACGAGCUGCUGUAGUUCUUACAAGGCACCAUGUGUUACCUGAGCUGCAGUAUGAUGUUUGUGCCUUGAACCUUUAACUGGGACCUCAGAUGACAACACUGUGAUUUACAGUAUACCUGUAAUAGACUGAAGCCUCACAUAACCAGUGUUUUGACCCCACUGAUGGAACUAAGCUGUGUGCCAGAGCUGUAAAAAGAAAACCUAUUCUGCUUUCCUGUCUAAUCAUUAUACUUGUGCUUGAAUGUGUUUCAGAUAUACCCAGAUAAGCUUCACACAGCAUCCUUUUCAAACAUCAUACAGUCCAAGAUCUUCAUAGACCAUGUUGUUAUUCUGCCACCAUACCUUUUCACAAACUGCUAACUCCUUCACUAUCCAAAUUCUUCUUUUCUGAGUACUUACUUCUGUAAGAUAACCUGCUUUAGUUCCUCAUGGUUGGGUGCUCUGCGGGGCCGCACCAGCUCCUGUGAAGAAACAGAGCAGGUGUUUGAGAAGCAGAACAUAGAGGGUGCACAGCUGCCCUGCUUGCUCAGCUAAGCCCAGCUACUGAUGCAGUACUACCAGCUCAUGGGGGAAGUGAGGUGCCAGACACAGCUCCUCUGGGCUGCUGGCUUGGUGUAGGCACAGCCUGUGCUUGGAGAGCUGAGGGAGAGGGGGGCAUCGUUCUGGAUCUUUCUGGUAUAUUGCUGGAAGUGUAGAAAGCUCCUGCACUCACUUCCUAUUCCAGCUGGAAUAUAUGUAUUUAAGCUCUGCUCAAUGACCUGGUGCCACCCAGCUCAGAGUACAGUACCUUCACACUUGCACCUGCUGUGCCGAUUUCCACCUUCUCUUCCACAAUUAACUGCACUGCUUCUUCCAAGUUACCCAGGGCCAUCGCUAGUGCCUUCUCUGCCUGGCUUACAGUACAGGCUGGGAACAUCUCCAGUAGCAGCUCCACACCACCCUUCAAGUCAUCGCCUGCCUAGUUGGAGCAAGAGAGACAGAGAUCUGAUUUUGCAGAGCAAAAGUAUCACUGCAAAGUUGGGAAAUUCAACUUGCUGUUAGCUGAAGGCUCUCUCUCUCUCAUUAUAAAGGUGAGUAUAAAUUCCUUUCUUGAAGCUAAAAGGACACUGUAUCCACAAGGAGAACGCAGCCCUUAAUCUAUUCUCCCUGUAUUUCAGUCCUCUUUGAAACAAGCUUUCUGUGGCCCGGUUCAUCUGUGUGGUUCUGCUAUUUAUCUCCUUAGGAAUAAAUUUUCUGGGCACUGUGGCUCAAAUGCUUGAACUCCUUCCCUUGCAAGGUUCUCUCUGAUCACAAAGGGAUGACACUCCUAAGCACAGGGACCUCUGGCUACAUCAGAAGGAAGCACAGCAACAGCAUUUCCUAGAAAGGCAUGGACAAAAUGAUUGAACUGCAGAGCAGUAAAACACCAGUACUGAAGAAACAGCAAGCAGAGCUUGAGCCAGGGAUAUAUGCCUCCAUCAUUUCCACAAAGGUGUCCAUGUCGAAGGUUUCCUCAGAGGACUCUGGUGAACCCAGCUCUUCCAGGACACCCGUAAUGUAAGAGAAGAAAACUUCAUCCAUCCCACUGGAGAAAGAGAACACGGCACAACGUACCUGGAAAAAAAAUGUGAGCUUUCUUCCAUCCUUCUCAGACAUUAAAAAACCAGUGGUAAGAUUCUGAAUUUCAGUGAUGGCAAGAAUACUGUCCUGUGCACGUGGGUUUUUUUCCAAAUUGGAAGCUGAAUCUGCAAGUGCUGGCAAUGACCAAGCCUCCUAAACUUAUACUUGAACAAGUCCAAGCAAAGUAACCUUCCUUUCACAGAAAUAAGAGGUGGAAGAUCAACAUAUAGCAAUAAAAAUGCUUUCUCUACUAUCAA
Centrocercus urophasianus (Greater sage-grouse) is the source of this 6058-nucleotide messenger RNA. It is a transcript of the gene FBXL15, whose product is annotated as F-box and leucine rich repeat protein 15. Gene Ontology annotation, molecular function: protein binding. Lineage: Eukaryota; Metazoa; Chordata; Aves; Galliformes; Phasianidae. The record is from RefSeq and is a predicted model, not a curated record. Bases 176 to 1048 code for a protein of 290 amino acids. The transcript has 6 exons.